This is a messenger RNA of Lineus longissimus, 7781 nucleotides long. Its product is annotated as calcium-dependent protein kinase C-like. The record is from RefSeq and is a predicted model, not a curated record. Gene Ontology annotation, cellular component: cytoplasm; nucleus. The transcript has 17 exons. NCBI's taxonomy places the organism in Eukaryota, Metazoa, Nemertea, Pilidiophora, Heteronemertea, Lineidae. Gene Ontology annotation, molecular function: diacylglycerol-dependent serine/threonine kinase activity; ATP binding; zinc ion binding. Gene Ontology annotation, biological process: intracellular signal transduction; peptidyl-serine phosphorylation. Bases 44 to 2101 code for a protein of 685 amino acids.
GAGGCCCAGAACGAGCCUAACCAGAGUGCAGUUCUUGGUCAAAAUGGCUGACGAAAGUUCGCAACCCGCUGGUCAACCCGGUAUCUCUUCGAAAGGGAUGCACCGUAGGGGUGCUCUGAGGCAGAAAAAUGUGCACGAAGUUAAGGAUCAUAAAUUUAUGGCUAGGUUCUUUAAGCAACCGACAUUCUGUGGACACUGCAAGGAUUUUAUUUGGGGGUUUGGAAAACAAGGUUUCCAAUGCAAAGUUUGCUGCUUUGCGGUUCACAAACGCUGCCAUGAGUUUGUCAGCUUCCAGUGCCCAGGAGCUGACAAGGGACCGGACUCUGAUUCCACAAAUGUACAUCGCUUCAGAGUGCAUUCUUAUACAAGUCCAACAUUCUGUGACCACUGUGGCUCCCUACUCUAUGGUCUCAUGCACCAAGGACUCAAAUGUGAAUCAUGUGACAUGAAUGUUCAUAAACGAUGUAAUAAAAAUAUCCCCAAGUUGUGCGGUAUUGACCAUACAGAGCGGCGAGGUAGGAUCUUCUUGAAAAUCAGAUUGGAGGACAAUAAGCUAUAUGUUUAUGUUCAAGAAGCGAGAAACCUGAAUCCCAUGGACCCUAAUGGUCUGGCUGAUCCAUACGUUAAGCUCAAGAUCUUACCAAGUGAACGAGAGUCAUCUAAACAGAAGAAGAAGACCAAGGUUGUCAAGGCGUGCUUGAACCCAGUCUGGGAGGAGAGUUUCAUCAUUCAGCUCCCCAAGCGGCAAGAAGCCAGUCAGCUUUCCAAACGAGAGGUAUCUGAGGAGGACUUCAGCAAACGUUUAUCAGUUGAGGUGUGGGAUUGGGACCGAACAUCCCGCAAUGACUUCAUGGGCUCGCUGUCCUUUGGGAUCUCUGAGAUCCAGAAGACACCUGCGGAUGGAUGGUACAAGCUCCUUAGUGCUGAGGAGGGCGAGUUUUAUAGUAUUCCAUGCCCCGAGGAGUCUGACGAGGUCACACCAAAUGUGGAGGACAUGAAGAGUAAAUUUGAGGCUGCGACCCUUGAGGCAAGAGAGGAGAAGAGGAAGCGAGAACCGCAGGUGAUUCAAGGCAACAUGAGCAAGCAAGACAUAAUCCGCGCUAGUGACUUUAACUUCCUCAUGGUACUUGGAAAAGGCAGCUUUGGAAAGGUGAUGUUAGCAGAGAGAAAGGGGGCUGACGAACUAUACGCCAUCAAAAUCCUAAAGAAGGAUGUAAUUAUACAGGACGAUGAUGUCGAGUGUACAAUGAUUGAAAAGCGAGUAUUAGCCAUGCCCAAGAAGCCGCCAUUCUUAGUCCAAUUACACUCGUGUUUCCAAACAAUGGAUCGUCUUUAUUUUGUCAUGGAGUAUGUCAACGGCGGAGACUUGAUGUACAGAAUUCAACAAGAGGGAAAAUUUAAGGAACCAGUGGCUGUAUUCUAUGCUGCAGAAAUCGCCAUUGGUCUGUUUUACUUACAUCAAAAAGGUGUGAUAUAUAGGGAUCUCAAACUAGAUAAUGUGAUGUUAGAUGCGGAAGGUCAUAUCAAGAUCGCUGACUUCGGAAUGUGUAAAGAAGGCGUCUUUGGUGAAAAAACCACAAGGACAUUCUGCGGGACUCCAGAUUACAUUGCUCCUGAGAUUGUGUUGUAUCAACCAUACGGUAAAUCAGUGGACUGGUGGGCAUAUGGUGUACUGCUGUAUGAAAUGUUGGCUGGACAGCCUCCCUUUGAUGGAGAGGAUGAAGAAGAACUAUUCACAUCCAUCACAGAUCACAAUGUAUCAUAUCCUAAAGCCAUGUCAAGAGAAGCAGUCGCCAUUUGUAAAGGGUUCCUGACCAAAAACCCCUCCAAGCGUCUCGGUUGUUUACCAUCAGGCGAGCGGGACAUCAAGGAUCACGCGUUCUUUAGGAGAAUUGACUGGGAGAGAAUAGAAAGUCGCCAAGUGCAGCCGCCUUAUAAACCAAAGAUUAAAAGCCGCAAGGACGUCAGCAAUUUCGACCGUGAAUUCACUCAAGAAGCCCCCAAGCUGACCCCAACUGACAAACUCUUCAUCAUGAACCUUGAUCAAACCGAAUUCUCCGGCUUUUCAUUCGUCAACCCGGAGUUUGUCAUAAGUGUCUGAAUAUGACACCAGUUGGCACCACCACGUGCCGUUAUCAUACUCCAAGUGCCAUGAGAGUGAGGAACUUUUCACGUUCCACAACGCCAUCCAAGGGCAAGAUUUUGACUGGGAACUGCACGCUAAUAACAACUACUGUUUGCACGCAUUGUUGAGUGAGAGACUGUGUACCAGACGUUGAAUGGUGAAGGAGGGUGGACUUUUCAAAAAAGCUGUGGAGAGGCAGAGACUGGUUAUGAAGAAGAUGGGUCACAGGUUAUGCACAGCUGAAGUAGAAUUUGCGUUAUCGAUGUUUGGAAGUUGUUUUUCCAAGGUUUUGCUGAUGUUACGGUACGGUACAAGCCUGAACGCCUGAACUGUGAAAAAUCACAGACGUCCUUAUAUUUUGUUUACUGCUGGUUUAUGGAACCCUUAUUUAGCUGAAUGGAUGAAAACAAACUAUAUGGGCUUAUGAUUCAUUACUUUACUACUUGUAGGUCUUAACUGCCUGAAGACCUCACCUAUCAUUUCGUCUUCCACUGUUUGUGAUAGUCACUAUUCCAGUCUUACAAUGUUACUGAAGAAUGAGACUAGUUUGUAAAGCAGUAAGAUUAUCUUCCAUAUCUUCCUUGAUGACUUUUUGUUUCUGUUUCCAUGAAAUUGGCAAGAUAAUGUGCUUCUUAGAACCAUUACAAAAAUAAUUCUUCUGCACAAUGAUCUGUUUGGCCUGCUGUAUCUCUUCAGCAAGACAGGUCGUUGUUAGUGAACUGUGCCAUUGAAAUAUUUGCCUCUGUGGGGCUUUUCCCAGCAAGAUGAGGGUUCUGUCAACCAGCUCAGGAGAGAAUAAGGAUGUGGUCAUUUUUGAGAGUAGCAUGUCGACCAUUACAAUGUCAUGUAGACCAUAUGUCAGAGCUUGAUCCACAUGUAUAUCUUGUGUACAUACAGUAUGUCACAUGCACAUGUGUCACGUGUACAUGUGUCACGUGUACAUGUGUCACAUGCACAUGUGUCACGUGUACAUGUCUUAAGUGUUCACAGUCAUGUUAAUUGUACAUACAUUGCCAUGGACCAACUCUGACUUGAGUUGUAGGUCCUCUGGUUCUCAUUAACAACUCAUACAUACGAACAGCAUCUCAUUCUUUUACUUCAAUUAGGUGUAAUUUUGAACAAAUUUCAAUGUUAUAUGUGAUGUAUAUAUCGAUCUCUCUCAGUAGUUGUGAAGCUGUGCAGUCGUAAUGGAGGUGUUCAUAUAGAAAGUUCACUGCCCUUGAUGUUGCUUGGGCAAAACUCAAAUAGUCUACCCUUCUUCUAAGUUGUACUAGACAGCACUGUAUUAUUAUAAAGAAUACCCCGAUUGGGUGACUCUGCCAAAUUUGAUGUGAAAAGCAAAAAUGAUGGUAUUACUACUUAGAUUUGCAUAUCCACUGCCUGUGUUGAAACCAUUCUCACCGUAUCAUCUCCUAUCAAAUAUGUUGACGUGCUUCAAACUAUGUGAUUGGUUAACUUGGAUAAUUCUAGGAGAUUAAUUAAGUAUCAUUGAUGCAUUCAGUGCUAUGUAUAACACUUGCAUUUUGUCUUGAUGCAAGGCCUGUGCAACUCUCUCCUCUCAUUCCAGGAUUUCCAAACGCAGGAUUUAGCGUUAGUUUUGGUUAUGUUAUGAAACAAAAGUGUCAAAUUCUGUAUCCCCUGACUUGCUAAUGAGAAAUGAACUGAUCAGGAGGUCCUAUUGUUGGGUUAGUUCCUGUCAAUAUUGUUUUCGCAAGUGGAUGAAUGUGUCUUCUUUGCAAACAUGCAAUAAUUGAACUGGGCAGAUGUGGUACCUUGAACUGUGAUUGAAAAUGUUCAUGACAUUUGUUGAAUUUGAUCAUAUCUUAUGAAAUUGCUUCAGGCUUAACAAGGUGUGUUCCUCCUGCAUGUGUCAGCAGACCGAAGCCAUUGUCAUCAUCAUACCUAAAUCAUAGAUCAUCCUCAUGCGUCAUUCUGAUCACCGUCACCGUCACCGUCAUCAUCAUCAUCACCAUCAUCACCAGUGCUACUGCUGCAGUCUCCAUUCCUAAUUACCGUCAUGACAUCAUAUCAGUAGUUCUGAUCAUAUUUCACAAAAGAAACUCGCAUAAUGUUAGUCAUUGGGCACAGGCAAGACAUAUCUUAGCUUCAUCAUCGUCAUCAUCAUCGUCAUCGUCAUCAUUUUCAUCCCAUCACCAUCUUUGCCACCAUCCACACCAUCACCAUCAUCACAUCAUCAUAAGUGCCUGUAACAACUACAUUCACUUCAUACGCAACCCAUUGUCAUAUUACAUGGAACCUGUCCUAUUUUCCUGCAGUUCAGGUCAAUCACAUCUGCCAAUUUCAAUUAUCUUGAUAUAUUUAGCCAGGCUUUCUUGCUCUUCCUAGGCCUAAGCAAGUUGGGCAAAAGCCUUCUGCUGAUUCCGUUGUGUUACUUAGGUUAUACAUUUAGUUGCUGUUAUUUAUUGGCUUUCAUUCUUUUAUCUUGUUUUCUCGCUUUGAUUGUUUUUAAAUCAGACAAUUUGAGAAUCUAAACUGCAGAAUGAGCCUCAAUGCCCAUUGCUAGUGCUGCGUAACUGAUCAACAGUUAUCGUGAGAGUGUUUUGUACUUGGCCUCAGUUCUGGCUUCUUGCCCUUGACAUUUCUGUUAAUCCUUCACAGUUGGUCUUUCAUUGUUAUUGUUUUGCAGUUGUUGAUAUCUUCCUACACACCAAUCAGAUCUCUCCAUGAAACUCGGGCAGCAACUGAAGAGUUUGCUCAUGAAAUAUUAAUGGAACGUCAUGAUGAAUCUUUUUGAAGAAUAUUUCAGUCGCAGAUUGGGAACUAUUACAGCCAUGUUAGCGACUAAUGCCCUUGUAAACCACUGCAUAUAAAGCAUGUACUGUUGUGAAAACAGCACCAUGCCAUUGCAGGGAGUUCCUUGUGAUUCAAACUUUCCUGUCAGUCUGCCCAUUUUGUGAUCAAACUCUUCAACCAUCUAGUAUUGUUUCUCUAACUUACACAUGUGUUGUGUUUAUUAUUAAACUUCGUUUGUGUUAGCUAUGAGUUCAUUAUCUUCCAAAGGCACAAUCAGGGAAUUCACUCAGCACCAACUCUCACUGCAUUCUUAUGCCUAACUUGGAAUUGUUGAUGUUAAUAUUUGGUUAUCUGGUUCCUCCCGAAAGGUUCUUAUUUAUUGCCUCUAAAUGGUCGAGCUAUUUCAUGAUAAUUUGCCUGUUCGCAUGAAUUUGCAAGCAUAUUGGCUGUAUCUAGAUUCUUAAUCGGAACUGAUAAAUACUUUUAAUGGUGAUGGUAAGAUAACAUCAAGACAAGGCCUGAAAUAAUGCUAUUUCUCCUAUUGAAUGACCAACUAGAAUACACUGGUGGUCAGUGUUAGUUGUUCACCCCUAGCAGAAAGACUAGACUAGCUACUCUUGCUUUAUAACUUGCAAUAUGAUCCCAGCUUAGUCUUACAAGAUGUAACAGAAGACAGUAUAUUGUUUAUCAUGACACAUCAUGCUCAGGGACCCCAUGCUCAGGUUUGGCUGUGGUGGUCAUGAAAGCAGAGAAUCCCUAUUAGAACCUCAUGCUCUCUAGCAGCUGACAUGAUUUCUCUGCUGCCUCAAGUCCAAUAUGGAUCCUGUGCUCCAAAGUGGAUGACAAAAUGUGGUUGACUGUCAUAUUUCUAAAUUUGAGAUGCUAUUGAGAUCUGUGCCAGUCAACAGAAAGUCUUCGCUUGGAAUUCUAUUCUAAAACACCUUGAUAACAAUAAACCACCGUUUACAGUGAAUAAUACACUACGCAUCACUGUGCCUCAUUUUGACGGCAGAGGUUAUGGUAUUUAGUCGGCCAUAACCGCUCGGGUUGGUGCAAAAUAUGAAAGCGGUAAAAAUCACAUUUCGAUGAAUAGUGUUGUAUAAGAAGAGUUGACACGUCACUGUGGGUAUAGGUUGUAUCACCUAACACGGCUUGGGUGGAACUGUCAUUGUGCCCAUACUACCAAUAUCUCCAGUUUGGUAUCGAUUCAUUUGACCCAAAUGCCACAGUCGAAUCCCUGUGUGUGGGCCACCUGAAAGGCAACCAUCACUCAUUUUUAUAUUUUUUGAACAAUUAAACUCAUAUUGAGGUUGCCAAUGUAUAUCUUGAUCAAACGCUAUAUUUCUUAACUCUAGUCAUAAAUGUGGUGAUGUGAAUACAAAGUAUACAUAAAUAUUAUAUAUAUAUAUAUAUAUAAAGUCAUUAAUUGAUAUAUAGUAAUUGAUGUAUAUUGUUGAUAAGAAAUCUAUCAUUUGCUAGAAAAUAUAGGUUAGGAUUCCGUCUCUAGGACAUAUUUUUUGCUCCUACUCAAGUGUAGUUAUGGGAUGUACACGUGCUGGUAUGUGCUUUUGGAACUGUAACAGCAACACUGGGUAACUGUUUAAUCAAAGACUCAAGUUGUCAUAGAAUAUGUCCCCUCGCGGGGUUUUCUUCAAAUCAAGUCAUGUGUAUUUAUUGUAAACAUUCUUAAAGGCCAGGUCAUUUUUGAGUUUUUCAAUAACAGUCACCAAACAUAAAGUUAUCAGUGGUGUUGUUUACUCUUAUAUGAAAACUGUCUUCAUGCCAAGUUUCAUCUGUCUGGCUUGCCUAAUUAUCUGGCGCCAUGUUGAUUCCUGAAUAUUGAAAACAAAUGGACCUGGCCUUUAAUUGGCCGAAGCAGUGAAUGGUGAUCAGUAUUGGGUCUGUAUGGACAACCAUUGCUUUUCAAGAUUUUCCUAGCGUUGAGCGAGCGCCAUAACUUUCCCCUUGUCUUCUAUACUUAGAUUGUGGGCCGCUUUGGGUUUCAGUUCACCCUAGAGCCAGACAUGUGGGUAAAACGUGUCCCGUCAUUCGGUUGAACUUGAAAUACUAAUCCUCUUUACUGACAAAACAUUAACGAAUUUUCAGACACAAAAAGAGAAAGUCAGCGAAAUGUGUUGAUGUUUCUUCUGGUUAAUUAUGAUAGCAGAUAUACAGCAGUUAGUGAGCCUUGUCUCAUACACUUGUUAGAAAACUACAAAGGUUGCAUUACUUUGUUCAGACACAGGAACCUGGAAAAGUAGAUCAUGUUCUGGGAGGCACUUUUCAAGAUGACCACUAUGUAAGAAAUAGUGCUGCUGCCCAGGUAGUUUAGAUAUGAUUGUGACAUACACAUUGCCCCUAUGUGUGUGUGUGUGUCCACUUCUCAUGAAACAUGGAUGUACAGUGUACUUUCUUCACUGUUUUGCCUGGACAGCUCUAUAUAGAAGCAUUGCUUUUGAAAUACUAAUUCAUGAAUAUUUUGUUGGCACUUUGCAGCUUAAGCCUUAUUCUCUGACUUCACAGCUAUCCUCGCCUAUAGACCUGCUUCCAUUGCAGCAUACACAUUCAAAUUUUUCUGUUAAAACUGCCUCAUUACUGCCUCAUUCCUGCCUCCCUAAAAAUGACCGGCAAAUAUCCCGUUCUCUUUGGAGAAUCUGUCCAUUGAGCCCAUUGAGGCAGAUGUCUUAACAACUGAACCCAUUCGUAGUGCUCGUAUGAGAUGUUAAAACAUUUUCCAAUGAACCCUGUCAAGCGUGUAUUGACUUAAUGACUUUCAUUCAAGGGAUAUUUGUAAACUGUUCAAUGAAGGCGUAUUGUAUGAAUGAAUACAUUAUAUAUAUUGCAUAAAAGUGCUAUGUUGAUCUUCUCAACCAUGUUAAAUAAACAUCCAAUUAAAAAUUGA